AUGAUACAAAAGAAGACGUUGGACCAUCUGACUACAGCAACGGAAUUUCUGGGUUCCUGUCUCGUUUCCGGACUUGCCACAAGCCGGAGAGUCGCCAAAACAACCAACCUGAACCAACAGAUCCUUUCGCUCGUGGUCGUCAUUGCGUUUCUUUUGUGUUAUGCCUUUUGUUUGUUCAUCUUCGCUCUGGAGCUCUUUCUUGACUGCAUGCAAGUGCUCGUGGACUGCAUGCAAGCGACCAUCGUAUAUUUAUGGAACAUGGGCUGUUUCAUUGAGAAAGUGAUCAAAGCCUUUUUCCCGCGCACAGAGCAUCAAGCCACGCAACAAUCGCCGGCGUCGUCAUCAGCAUCCAGUGUAUCUGGACAGCCCACGGCAGCAUCCAAAGAAUCCUGCUGCGACCAAUGCGGCAAGACCAAGCUGUUGCACGCUCGAGUUGUGGAGGGAACUGACGAGGUACUUGUGGUUCGUGGCGAUGAAAAAUCCGGGAUACCCCCUGUCCGGUUUCUCAGGGAAAACUUUGGCUGCUGUGCAAUUUGCUUAGGCGACUACCAACGGGGCGACACCAUUUGUAGCUCUCCCAACCUCAAAUGCAGCCACAUCUUUCACAAGUCUUGUGCUCUGGAGUGGCUCAAGACGCAAUCGGGCUGUCCUGUCUGCAGGCGAUCCUACGUAUGUACGCAAUAA
Messenger RNA from Seminavis robusta, 684 nucleotides. The record is from the annotation of a GenBank genome assembly. NCBI's taxonomy places the organism in Eukaryota, Bacillariophyta, Bacillariophyceae, Naviculales, Naviculaceae.